GGGGCAGAGCUGCGGCCCGGCGGUGCCAGCAGCAGGAGCAGCAGCAGCGGCCGCCCCUUUCUUCUUUUUCCUCCUUCUCCUUCCCGUCCUUCUCCCCUCCUUCCCUCCUCGGCCCGCCUCCCUCCGGCGGCACCACCUCCGCCCGGCAGCGCAGCCUGCCCGGCCGCCUCUCCGCGCCGCUCCGCGCCCCGCUGCCCUCCCAUGCGCGGCGCUGCGCCGGCCGCGGAGGCACAGGGGACACCGCGGAGCCGCCGCCGCUGCUGUGUGGAAGAAAAUGUCAGUCAGCAUGCAUGAAAAUCGCAAAUCUAGGGCCAGUACUGGCUCUAUAAACAUAUACUUAUUCCACAAGUCAUCCUAUGCUGAUAGCGUCCUUACUCACCUGAACCUUCUGCGUCAACAGCGUCUCUUUACAGAUGUACUUCUCCAUGCUGGAAACAGGUCAUUCCCCUGCCACAGAGCCGUUCUGGCUGCUUGCAGCCGCUAUUUUGAAGCAAUGUUCAGCGGGGGGCUGAAAGAGAGCCAGGACAGUGAAGUCAACUUCCAUAACUCCAUUCACCCAGAAGUCCUAGAGCUUCUUCUGGACUAUGCGUAUUCCUCCAGGGUUAUCAUCAACGAGGAGAACGCAGAGUCACUGUUGGAGGCCGGCGACAUGCUGGAGUUCCAGGACAUUAGGGAUGCUUGUGCAGAGUUUCUGGAGAAAAACCUUCAUCCCACCAACUGUCUCGGCAUGCUGCUGCUGUCGGAUGCUCACCAGUGCACCAAGCUUUAUGAGCUCUCUUGGAGGAUGUGCCUUAGCAACUUCCAGAGUAUCAGUAAAAGCGAAGACUUCCUCCAGCUGCCCAAAGACAUGGUAGUGCAGCUCCUUUCCAGUGAAGAGUUAGAAACCGAAGAUGAAAGGCUGGUAUAUGAAUCGGCUAUCAACUGGGUCAACUACGACCUGAGUAAGCGUCACUGCUAUCUGCCCGAGCUCUUGCAGACGGUGAGGCUGGCCCUCUUGCCAGCCAUAUACCUCAUGGAGAACGUGGCAAUGGAAGAACUUAUCACCAAGCAAAGGAAAAGCAAAGAGAUAGUAGAAGAGUCGAUACGAUGCAAGUUAAAGAUCUUGCAGAAUGACGGAGUGGUCACUAGUCUGUGUGCCAGGCCCCGUAAAACUGGCCAUUCGCUUUUUCUUUUGGGUGGCCAAACCUUUAUGUGUGACAAGCUGUACCUGGUGGACCAAAAGGCAAAGGAGAUCAUUCCGAAGGCUGACAUACCGAGUCCAAGGAAAGAGUUCAGCGCUUGUGCCAUAGGCUGCAAAGUGUAUAUCACUGGGGGACGGGGAUCAGAAAACGGAGUCUCCAAAGACGUGUGGGUGUAUGACACUCUUCACGAGGAGUGGUCAAAAGCUGCUCCCAUGCUGGUCGCUCGGUUUGGGCAUGGCUCUGCUGAGCUGAAGCACUGCUUGUAUGUUGUAGGAGGACACACUGCAGCAACGGGUUGCCUUCCAGCUUCCCCUUCAGUAUCCUUAAAGCAAGUCGAACAAUAUGACCCCGUCACCAACAAAUGGACCAUGGUUGCCCCCCUGCGAGAGGGAGUGAGCAACGCAGCUGUAGUCAGUGCGAAGCUUAAGCUGUUUGCUUUCGGAGGUACCAGUGUUAGCCACGACAAGCUGCCCAAAGUUCAGUGCUAUGAUCAGUGUGAAAACAGAUGGACAGUACCAGCCACCUGCCCCCAGCCCUGGCGCUACACAGCUGCAGCUGUUCUGGGUAACCAGAUUUUUAUUAUGGGUGGAGACACUGAAUUCUCUGCGUGCUCCGCUUACAAAUUCAACAGCGAGACGUACCAGUGGACUAAGGUGGGAGAUGUGACAGCCAAGCGAAUGAGCUGCCAUGCAGUGGCAUCUGGAAACAAGCUGUACGUUGUUGGAGGCUACUUCGGCAUUCAGCGAUGCAAAACGUUGGACUGCUACGAUCCCACGUUAGACGUAUGGAACAGCAUAACAACCGUGCCCUAUUCGCUAAUUCCCACGGCGUUUGUCAGCACGUGGAAGCACCUCCCCUCAUAAUUGUGUGUGUGUGUUGCAAUUAGAAAUUAUCAGUUUACUCCAUUAUUUGGAGAAGAGAAUUGGAACCUCAGAUCUGGAGAAAUGGUUUUAAUGAAGAAGAAUCAUUUAGCGUCUCUUGCAUUUGAAGAAAAUCAUCUGCACCUUGUAAAUUACCUAACCUAGACAUGAAGGAAUGGGAGGAAAAAACUGUCUUCAGUGCUUCAGCACGUGGUUUAAAUAUGAAUGAAUGAAUGAAUGAAUGAACCUAUGAUCUGGUCCUUGUGCUAGUAAUUGUGGAUUAAUGCCACUAUUGAUCAGUCCUUCAAAAGAGACAGGACUUCUCUGAGCUGUGCAGCACACAACUCUUGAUUUCCAUGGACUCCACUGUUUGUACGUGAAAUUUGAAAUGGUUGUCACCUCCCUUUGUGAUGGCUUGAAGUGCCAGCGCCAGCUGCAGGGGAAGCAGGCCAGGUCUGAAGCAGUGCGAUGCCGCUGUGGGUGAAGAGACAGCGGUAUGGCUGGAGAACUCCGCUUGCUGGGGCGUGCUGGUCUGUGGGCAGUGCCUACAGCAUCUCCUGGACCCCAUGCUGCAACGUGCAGCGAGCGACCUCCCACUAGAUAAGGAAGAACACAGUGGUGAAAUGUUCUUGCAACAGUGGGGAACAAAAGUGACAUCCCCCAAAUACUCACUGUUCCCUUUCCUCCCUGUAUUUAUAAGUAAUUCAGACUGUCCCAUUCCUGUUAUGUUACUUGUUGUAGAUAUAGCUAUUUAUUGUUCUGUGCUUGCAUGCUGAAACAAUGCCUGCAAUUGUCUUCAUGUUGUAAGGGCUUGUGUGAAUUGUCGUACGUUUUGCACAUAAUUGUGAUCGCUGACUUGCUCUGCUGCACAAAGAAAGAAAACUGCUGGGUAAUGGUCGGAGGUGGGAGGGAGGGAGGGGUGGCUUCCUGGUCGGAAACGGAAGGAAUACAAGGCAGGAUCUUAAAUUACACCCAUACUAAAGGAAGAAGCCAUGGAGGUCAUUUUCUCAGGCCACCAGCUCCCCAGGUUGCUUAUGGUGUGUCUUGUAGAUGGUGUCCUUGUUACGUGCCAUUUGCUGGUCAUGCCUUUCAAUUUCUAAUCUGGAAGUAGCCAAAAUCACUUGCAGCUCUCUCUUUGUGCAGCUACCUGAUUGCAACACAAAUACUGUGGAAUAGCUUCUGGAUACCAAGCCCAGGUGAAGUUGUUGUCCAAAGUUAUUUAUUUAUUUAUUGGAUUAGAAAAGGGGAUACUUUGAAUAUUAGCCACAUCGACCUGAAUGAGUGGAGUGUGGCUGAUUCAAGAAUAAAAGCAAAAAACCUCAAGAUAUGUUAGUGAUGAAGUCUUUUUUUUUUUUUUUUUUUUUUAAUAAAAAAUAAAAUAA
Molecule: messenger RNA, 3423 nt
Organism: Oxyura jamaicensis (ruddy duck)
Lineage: Eukaryota; Metazoa; Chordata; Aves; Anseriformes; Anatidae
Gene: ENC1
Product: ectodermal-neural cortex 1
Exons: 4
Coding region: 275-2044 (589 amino acids)
Molecular function (GO): protein binding
Source: RefSeq, a predicted model, not a curated record